CCUCCGCCAUCUUGCCGUUCCCUCCCUCAGUGUGGCAGGAUUGAAUGAGCGCGCGGUUUGCUCGUCCCGCGAAGCUAGCGCCAUGUCCGGCACCCCGAGCCGCGCCGCCGCUGGCGGGACCCCGCUCUCCCCCGCCCGCAUCUCCCGGCUGCAAGAGAAGGAGGAGCUGCGGCAGCUCAAUGACCGCCUUGCCGUCUACAUCGACCGGGUGCGGGCGCUGGAGCUGGAGAACGACCGGUUACUGCUGAAGAUUUCCGAGAAGGAGGAGGUCACCACCCGGGAGGUGAGUGGAGUCAAGACCCUCUAUGAAUCUGAACUGGCUGAUGCCCGAAGAGUUCUGGAUGAGACGGCAAGAGAGAGGGCAAAACUGCAGAUUGAAAUAGGAAAGCUAAGAGCAGAACUUGAUGAGAUCAAUAAGAACUACAAAAAGAAAGAUGCAGAUUUGUCCGUGGCUCAAAGUCGCAUUAAGGAUCUUGAAGCCCUGUUCCAUAGAAGUGAAGCAGAACUCAGUACUGCUCUUAAUGAGAAGCGCAGUUUGGAAGCAGAGGUUGCUGACCUGCGGACCCAGCUUGCUAAGGCAGAAGAUGGUCAUGCUGUGGCUAAGAAGCAAUUGGAAAAGGAGACAUUGAUGCGGGUGGACUUGGAGAAUCGCUGCCAGAGCUUACAAGAGGACCUGGAUUUCCGGAAGAACAUAUUUGAGGAGGAAGUAAGAGAGACAAGGAAACGGCAUGAGCACCGUUUAGUUGAGAUAGACAGCAGUCACCGGCAGGAGUAUGAAUCCAAAAUGGCCCAGGCCCUGCAGGAUCUGCGCAAUCAACAUGAUGAACAAGUCAAACUGUACAAAAUGGAGCUGGAACAGACCUAUCAGGCCAAGUUGGAGAAUGCCAAACUGUCCUCUGACCAAAAUGACAAAGCUGCCAGCGCUGCCCGGGAGGAACUGAAGGACGCUCGCAUGAGGAUAGAGUCUCUCAGCUACCAGCUUUCUGGCUUGCAAAAACAGGCUAGUGUUGCAGAAGAUCGUAUUCGGGAACUGGAGGAUAUGAUGGCUGGUGAGCAGGACAGGUUCAGGAAGAUGCUAGAUGCCAAGGAAAGGGAAAUGAUGGAAAUGAGGGACCAGAUGCAGCAGCAGCUUGCAGAAUACCAGGAACUGCUUGAUGUCAAAUUAGCGCUGGACAUGGAGAUCAGUGCCUACCGAAAACUUCUGGAGGGUGAGGAAAAGAGAUUGAAGCUGUCUCCAAGCCCGUCCUCCCGUGUUACAGUCUCCAAGGCUACCUCCAGCAGCAGUAGCACCAGCACUUCGGUUGUUCGCUCUUCUCGAGGCAAGAGAAAACGGGUUGAAGCAGAGGAGCUUUCAGGCAGUGGUACAAGUGGAAUUGGCACUGGGAGUAGUAGUGGUAGCACCAGCGGUAGCAGCAGUAGUUUCCAAAUGUCCCAGCAAGCCUCAGCCACAGGACACAUCAGCAUAGAAGAGAUAGACCUGGAGGGAAAAUAUGUUCAACUUAAGAACAACUCUGAGAAGGACCAGUCUCUGGGUAACUGGAGACUGAAGAGACAAAUUGGAGAUGCGGAAGAAAUUGCUUAUAAAUUUACUCCAAAGUAUGUCCUCAGGGCUGGGCAAACUGUUACAAUCUGGGCUGCAGAUGCAGGUGUGACUCAUAGCCCCCCUUCUGUCCUUGUGUGGAAGAAUCAGAGCAGCUGGGGCACUGGAGGAGACAUCCGCACAUAUCUGGUGAACUCUGAUGGAGAGGAAGUUGCAGUAAGAAGCAUCACAAAAUCAGUUGUGGUGCGGGAGAAUGAGGAGGAGGAUGAAGCAGAGUUUGGAGAAGAGGAUCUCUUUCACCAGCAGGUUCCUGUAAAGGAUGUGCCAAAGAGAGCAUUCUGCAAUCCCUGCUCCUGAGCUCUUAACUUCAGGAACUGAUGUACCCUUUUGGGCCCCACAAGAUGCACUGGAGGCAGUGACUGCUGACAGGUCAGGGUGCCAUAGACUUUAGGACAUAAUCCUGGUGCUAAUGGAUUUGCAACAGCAGGAGUGUUUCUGAAAAAAGCCGUGAAGGUUGGUGAUAGUGUAAACUCCAUAGAACAAAGAAAAAUCUUUAUUGCCCUGUAGUUUCCUAUUGCUGCUCUUCAACAGCUGUAUGAAAUAAGAGCGGGGAAAUUGUGUGAUCAGUGAUUCCCACAAGCCUGUGCUGCCUUCCCUACUAGCAGGGCUAGCACUAAUGUCUGUAGCAUUCUUGCUCUAAAGAGACAGAAGAUAUUCUGAAAAAUAUGGCAGUUAAUUACAGGAAAAUGGACAAUCCUGUUCCCACUAUGGCAGCUGGGCUUUGCUGGUGUGUUUGCCUGCAGGAUACAAAUGUUACACAAUAAAUACACCUGGCUGACCUUGUUACGAUCACCUUUUAUGUAAAUUCCAAUGCUUUAGAAUGAGUAUCAGAGAAUGAAUGGCCAGCAGCUAGUAGAGCUGACAGAGGUCACUUUCAAACUACUGUAAACUGUUGCCAUAUAUUCAGAUUUGAUCAGUGGCCAUUAGUAGCCUCUUUCACAAUGAACUCAACAGGCUAGGCCAAUGCAAUUUUAAAAUCAACUUCUGGAUAUUUUUGGUUUCAAGGAAAUUGAAUUCAGAGAGUGGAAGAAUCUGAAAACAAAUACACAGUGUUGUGUGUUUUGUAUCCAUAGAAGCAUGGUGCCAGGAUACAGCUCUGUGCCACAUAUCUGGUCGAGCUUCAUUGGUGUGUGUUUGUGCAUUAUUACAGACUGCAUUUAGAGGAAGGAUAAUACAGUUCUAAAGAUGACUCAAUAUCACACUUCUUCCCUUCUCUCUGCCAGUGUGGAAUAUUAGCAGGGAACUCUGCCAACACUGCUUCUUGCCAUACUCCCAACACGUUUAGUGAUAGCCCCGACUGGGGGUUUAUCUGGAUUAGGAGAAAGAUGUUUUUUAAACCAGUAUGAUACCUGAGACUAGGUUACAACAGGACCAGCUAACAAGUUUGCAGAGGUGUUAAACUGUCUGCACUAGGUGCCAAAUUGUGUUUCAAGUCAUACUAGCUAACUUGAGUUAUCUUUUGUACUAGUCAAGACAGGACAUGAGGUGCUUGUGGCCUGCUAUCAUUGUACUGUGCACUAACUAAUUUCUUUGUUC
Molecule: messenger RNA, 3136 nt
Organism: Gopherus evgoodei (Goodes thornscrub tortoise)
Lineage: Eukaryota; Metazoa; Chordata; Testudines; Testudinidae
Gene: LMNB2
Product: lamin B2
Exons: 12
Coding region: 83-1897 (604 amino acids)
Source: RefSeq, a predicted model, not a curated record